UGUUGACAGAGUGUGUGUGUGUGUGUGUGUAUCUGGGUAUAGUGUGAGGGAGACUGUACGGGGUUUUGUAUGUAACGGCUGGGUGUAAUGGCGGUGUCCCGGCGCUCGUCUCAGCACCACGGCGGCGGGCUCCAGUCCCCCCCGCGGCUCUCCGCCGUCUCCUCGCCGCCCCUGGACUCUCCUCAGGCGGACACGGCCGCGCUGAGCCCCGCGGAGGCCUCUCCGGAGCGGCCGGGCAGCAGCGGAGCCUGCAGCUCGGCCAGCGGGGCCGCAGGCAGCGCCAGCCCGUCCUCAGCGGCCCCCAGCCCGGGCCAGGACAGCGGCGCCUUCCGGGAGCUGUUCGAGGCCUGCAGGAACGGGGACGUGUCCCGGGUGAAGCGGUUGGUGGACGCGGCGAACGUGAACGCGAAGGACAUGGCGGGGAGGAAGUCCACCCCGCUGCACUUCGCCGCAGGUUUUGGCAGGAAGGACGUGGUGGAGCAUCUCCUGCAGACUGGAGCUAACGUUCACUCCCGGGAUGACGGUGGGCUGAUCCCGCUCCAUAACGCCUGCUCCUUCGGGCACGCCGAGGUGGUCAGCCUGCUGCUGUGCCAGGGGGCGGAUCCCAACGCCCGCGACAACUGGAACUACACGCCUCUGCACGAGGCCGCCAUCAAGGGCAAGAUCGACGUCUGCAUCGUGCUGCUCCAGCACGGUGCGGAUCCCAACAUCAGAAACACAGACGGCAAAUCAGCUCUGGAUCUCGCAGACCCCUCCGCCAAGACCGUCCUCACCGGGGAAUAUAAGAAGGACGAGCUGCUGGAGGCAGCGAGGAGUGGGAAUGAGGAUAAGCUGAUGGCUCUGCUGACUCCACUCAAUGUCAACUGUCACGCCAGCGAUGGACGCAAGUCGACCUCACAGAAAAUGCUGUCGACUCCGCUGCACCUGGCUGCCGGUUAUAAUCGUGUUCGGAUCGUCCAGCUGCUCCUGCAGUACGGAGCUGAUGUCCACGCUAAAGACAAAGGUGGUCUGGUUCCGCUGCAUAACGCCUGCUCAUAUGGUCACUACGAGGUCACUGAACUCCUGCUAAAGCACGGUGCGUGUGUGAAUGCGAUGGACCUGUGGCAGUUCACGCCGCUGCACGAGGCGGCCAGUAAGAACAGGGUGGAGGUGUGUUCACUACUGCUGAGUCACGGAGCCGACCCCACCCUCCUCAACUGCCACAGCAAGAGCGCCAUCGACCUGGCCCCCACCCCUGAGCUCCGGGACAAGCUCACCUAUGAGUUUAAGGGGCACUCGCUGUUGCAGGCAGCUCGGGAGGGAGACCUCGCCAAAGUGAAGAAAACCCCACAGGAGAUCAUCAGCUUCAAACACCCCCACUCACACGACAGCGCUCUGCACUGUGUGGUAGCGUCUCCUCACCCCAAGCGUAAACAGGUCACAGAGCUGCUGCUGAGAAAAGGAGCCAACAUCCACGACAAGAACAAAGAUUUUAUGACUCCGUUCCAUGUUGCUGCUGAACGAGCUCAUAAUGAUGUUCUGGAGGUCCUGCAGAAGCACGGAGCAAAGGUGAACGCGGUGGAUACUCUGGGUCAGACCGCUCUGCACAGAGCCGCUCUGGCCGGACACAUCCAGACCUGCCGGCUGCUGCUGAGCUACGGCGCCGACCCCUCCAUCGUUUCCCUGCAGGGCUUCACCGCCGCACAGAUGGGGAACGAGGCGGUGCAGCAGAUCCUCAGCGGUGAGGAAUCAGUGAUUCCUGUUCACAUGGCGGGAGAAAAUGUUCCGGCUCGAAACUCGGACGUGGAUUAUCGCUUCCUGGAGGCGGCCAAAGCCGGAGACCUGGAUACAGUCAAGCAACUGUGUUCUCCUCAGAACGUGAACUGCAGGGAUUUGGAGGGUCGUCACUCCACUCCGCUGCACUUCGCUGCUGGUUAUAAUCGUGUAGCUGUGGUGGAGUACCUGCUGCACCACGGAGCUGACGUUCACGCCAAGGACAAAGGGGGUUUGGUUCCUCUCCAUAACGCCUGUUCGUACGGUCACUAUGAGGUUGCUGAGUUGUUGGUGAGACACGGAGCCUCGGUGAACGUUGCUGAUCUGUGGAAGUUCACGCCCCUGCACGAGGCAGCGGCCAAGGGCAAAUACGAGAUCUGCAAACUACUGCUGAAGCAUGGUGCUGACCCCUCUAAGAAGAACCGUGAUGGUAACAUGGCGCUGGACAUGGUGAAGGAUGGAGACACUGAUAUACAGGAUCUGCUGCGCGGUGACGCCGCCCUGCUGGACGCAGCGAAGAAGGGCUGCCUCGCCCGCGUUCAGAAGCUCUGCAGCCCCGACAACAUCAACUGCAGAGACACACAGGGCAGGAACUCUACACCACUACACCUCGCAGCUGGGUAUAAUAACCUGGAGGUGGCGGAGUAUCUGCUGGAGCACGGUGCGGACGUGAACGCGCAGGAUAAAGGAGGUCUGAUCCCGCUGCACAACGCUGCCUCCUACGGGCAUGUGGAUAUCGCAGCGCUGCUGAUAAAGUUUAAUACGUGUGUAAACGCGACGGAUAAGUGGGCGUUCACUCCGCUGCACGAGGCGGCUCAGAAAGGCCGGACUCAGCUGUGUGCGCUGCUGCUGGCACACGGAGCCGACCCCACCAUGAAGAACCAGGAGGGCCAGACUGCACUAGACUUAGCCACGGCUGAUGAUAUCCGGGCCCUGCUGAUGGACGCCAUGCCGCCGGACGCUCUGCCCAGCUGUUUCAAACCCCAGGCCACGGUUCUCAGCGCCACCUUAAUCUCUCCUGCCUCCACGCCCUCCUGCCUGUCCGCCGCCUCCAGCAUCGAUAACCUGGCCGGGCCCCUGAGUGACGGGGCCACUGGCGGGGCCAGCGGCGGGGCCACCGGCCCGGCGGACGGAGCGUCCGGAACCGAGCGGAAAGAGGGAGAAGUUACUAUGCUAGACAUGAACAUCAGUCAGUUCCUGAAGAGUCUGGGUCUGGAGCACCUCAGAGACAUAUUCGAGCGUGAGCAGAUCACUCUGGACGUGUUGGCUGAUAUGGGUCAUGAGGAGCUGAAGGAGAUCGGUAUAAACGCUUACGGACACCGACACAAACUCAUCAAAGGCAUCGAGCGGCUGCUGGGGGGUCAGCAAGGUGGGAACCCGUACCUGGCCUUCCACUGCACGGCUCAGGGCACCGUCCUCAUCGACCUGCCGCCCGACGACAAGGAGUUCCAGUCCGUCGAGGAGGAGAUGCAGAGUACAAUCCGUGAGCACAGAGAUGGAGGGAAUGCAGGAGGAGUUUUCAGCAGAUACAACGUCAUCAAGAUCCAGAAGGUGGUGAAUAAGAAGCUGCGGGAGCGAUACACACAUCGGCAGAAAGAGAUCGCUGACGAGAACCACAACCAUCACAACGAGCGCAUGCUGUUCCACGGUUCUCCGUUUAUAAACGCCAUCAUCCAUAAAGGCUUUGAUGAGCGGCACGCCUACAUCGGUGGGAUGUUCGGAGCCGGGAUUUACUUCGCUGAAAACUCGUCUAAGAGUAACCAGUACGUUUACGGCAUCGGAGGAGGAACCGGCUGCCCCACACACAAAGACCGCUCCUGCUACGUCUGCCACAGGCAGAUGCUGUUCUGCAGGGUAACUCUGGGAAAGUCCUUCCUACAGUUCAGUGCUAUGAAGAUGGCCCACGCUCCUCCGGGUCAUCACUCCGUUAUCGGCAGACCCAGCGUCAACGGCCUCGCGUACGCCGAGUACGUCAUCUACAGGGGAGAACAGGCUUAUCCGGAAUAUCUCAUCACCUACCAGAUCGCCAAGCCGGAGAGCACCCCCCAGUCCCCCACAGGAGCCGAGCAGAAAUCAUAGUCUCUCUCCUCUCCUUUAUCUCUUCUCUUCUUCUCUUUCAUCUCCCUGUGCUCUUUAUCUCUUCUGCCCCCCCUCCCUCCUGCACACACACAUUAUCUCUUUAUCUUUAUCCCCCCUUUUCACUAAAACAUUCUUGUGAAUAUUGCACAAAAAGAAAUGUGAACUGUACCAUUGACUGUUGUCUUACCCAUGGAGUUGCCAUGUAUGAAUUAUAAAUUUGCACUUUUAAAGUGAGUUAUUUAAGUUAUUUGAGGAGCAGUUGGAUUGUGAAGUGUAUUGUACAGGCAGUGGAAAGAACCAUGUAAAACACAUUGUGAUUGAACCCGAGCUAUUUGAGUUGUAUUUUAAAGAAAGGUUUUUUUUGUUUUGUUGACUUGAUUAAUUUCUUUUAAAUAAACCUGGUCAGACCAUCAACGCAGCUCAAA
This is a messenger RNA of Astyanax mexicanus (Mexican tetra), 4256 nucleotides long. RefSeq names its product tankyrase, TRF1-interacting ankyrin-related ADP-ribose polymerase b (gene tnksb). The transcript is spliced from 28 exons. The coding region runs from base 88 to 3831 and encodes 1247 amino acids. NCBI's taxonomy places the organism in Eukaryota, Metazoa, Chordata, Actinopteri, Characiformes, Acestrorhamphidae. The record is from RefSeq and is a predicted model, not a curated record. Gene Ontology annotation, cellular component: cytoplasm; nucleus. Gene Ontology annotation, molecular function: protein binding; NAD+ poly-ADP-ribosyltransferase activity.